AUGGCGCCGAGGCCGGAGGAGGCGGGCGGCCCCGGCUGCGAGCGCCCCGCCCCGCGGCCCGGCCGUGAGAUGGCGGCGGUGCUGGCGGGCGGCUCCGGGCGGGCGCUGCGGCAGGCGGCGCGGCGCUCCGCGGUCCGCCCGCCCGCCGCGGGCGGCUGGGGCUGCGCGCCCGCAGGGAAGCGGUACCUGCUAACAGAAGAAGAUAUAAAGUUGCAGGAAUUUCAGCAGAUGAAAGUGGCAAUUAGAAAUGAGCUUCAUGGCAGUAAAGAUCAAUAUUUUAAAAAUAUUAAAGAAAAACUAAGGAAAGAUGGAAUAAUUCUCAGAAAUGAACUAAAAAAUUUGCUGCAUUUAUGUCAGACUUCCUCUGAUGUGGAACUAGCCAGAAAAGUUAUUUACAGGUACCAUGAACAGAAUGGAAUCACAACCUUACGUAAUUUUAAAUUUGGGCCACUCUUUAUGAGGCUGUGUUAUGAGCUAGACCUUGAAAGACCAGCAGUAGAACUUAUCAAAGAUCAGAAUCUGCAAGGUUUUUUCUCAGACAGUACAUCAUUCCAUAUUUUGAUGACUAUGUUGUUUAAAAAGGGCUAUUUUGAAAGUGCUUUGGAAGUUCUGGUAGAAAUGAGAAAGCGAGGGAUACCUUUCAACAAAGAAACCUAUCUGCUUGCAGUUGCAAUAUGCUAUAAACUGGGCAGCCCCGAAUCUUCCAAAAUCUCUGCGAGACUGCUUGAGGAGGCACAGCUGAAAGGUGACACGUUACCACUACGAGCAUACUGCUUUGCAAUGGCAACUGCCCUCAAGCAGAACGAUGUAGCCCAAGCCAAAUUUUAUUGUUCGCAGAUAAUGAGAACAGAGAACAAACUAUACAAUAAUCUUAAAGUCCUUGUCCAGCUCAGAUCUGGUUUGCUAAAAGAAGUAAUAAAUACAUUAGAGGCAGCAGUGGAAGUAGACACUCCUCCCUUUGUGAAAAGAACUGAGUUUUCUGAGCAGGUGCUGGCCACAGUCAGGGAAAAGAUGGAAGAGAAUCCUGACCUUUCUGUCAAAUUAGGAAAUAUUUAUACCAAACUACAAGCUUCAGGACGGAUAACCAUGUGCACGCUGGAGGACAUGCUUUUCCAGAUUCCUAGUUCAAAGAAGACCACUGCAAAGCUUUUAAGUCAGAAACGAUUGGGCUAUCAGGGUGCUAAUCCACUUUGGUCAAACCUGUUGUUGGAAUAGUUCAGUAUUUGAUGCCAAAUUGAACUGCUGAUAACAUCUCUUAUAAUCCAGGUUCAAGUAAAAUGUCUUUUGCCUUCUUACACGGUGAGCAGUUACAAGUUGUUUGUAUAAAAUUUCAUGUUAAAUACAGAUCACGUUGCUUCCCUGUUUCAAUUUUGAUCCAAAAAAUAAGUUGCAACAGUGGGUGUUUCUGUGUUGUUCAGAAAUGGGGGUGAUGGAAAGGUCUGACAUUUUCCUUAGGCUCUUGUAUCAGGAUUUUCCUAUGCUAAAUAUUCUGGAAGUGAAUGGAUGGAAGUGAGCAAAGUGGUAUGAGUAUCUGAUCUGACUUCGGUGGUUCUUAAGAGGAAAAUUUGGUCUUUAUCAGAUGUAAUGUUCUGACUGAAAGGACAGAGGCAAGAAAGAGUCCAGAUAGAGGAGCAUGGAAGUACUUGAACUAUCAAUUCAGAGUCUCUAGAUCUCAAGAGAAUCAGGGGGAAGCAAGCAUAUUUUGUUCACUUUAAUACCUUUUUCUUCUAAAGAAAUAUACUAGUAAUUUUUUCGUACCAACUGGGAUCAUGGAAAUGCCAGGGAAUUAGCAUGCUAACCCAAGUGGUUGCUUCCUCACUUGAAGGAGAUUCCUGAUCAAAAGUCACUCUCAGACUGAGUGACUUCACAAAUUGCUUCCUUCUAAUUUUCUGAUACUAAGAUUCCUAAGAUAAGCCAAUCUUGAUGCAAAUUUGCUACUAAGUUACAAAAAGCUUUUUAGAGCAAUUAUGAUCACAUUUUUAGCUGUAAUUACACCAUCUGUGUAGUUUACCCUAUUUUUUGAUUGAAGAAAAAGUACAAAGAAGCUUCACUUCUUUGACUGACUCUAGAUCAAAUGUGCCUUGACUCUAGCAGUAAAAAGCUGUUUGUGUCUGUGAGUCCUGUAUGCCCAAGAAUCUGAACUCACCAUCCAGAAUAGAAGGAAUUUGGAACAGAUGUACCUUGGCUAUUCAUGUGCCUUUGGGUGCCUUUGCUUGUGAAAUAUUGAACAUGCUGGUAAGAGAACUUGGUGGUUUUGUGAGCACAGGACUAGGUGGAACUCAGCUGGCACUUGCCAAGUUGGGCUGCAUUAUCUCUCCUGUCCCUUCUGUUUGUUUAUUUUGUCUCUGCUCCACUCAAGUGUAUAUUUUCUGAGUCAGAACUCAGUGUAUAUUUUCUGUGAAUAAAUAUCUGCAUCUGUAUCACUGAAGCCAGUGAGACACCGAAGAAACAAGAGCCCGUCCAUGCUUCAAAACAAAUGUGGCUACAGCCAGUGGGAUGUUUCUUUCUGAAGCUUUAACUCUGUCACUUCUUUGGUCACAUUGUGUCCUCUUAAUAUUUAAAAUGUACAAAAACUGUUACAAAGUAGAUGGAAUUUUUUGCAAGGGAAGGAUGAUUUGAAGUGUGUAUCACAUUUCUAUGAAUUGUGUGUACCUUUUUUAUGAUUGGUGACAUAGACUAAAGUACCACAUACAUUAAUCUAAGAACACAGCUAUUACUUUUUCUGAAAUAAUGUGUAGUAUGUAAUUCCCCACAUAAUUUUCUCUUCAUUGAAAAUUCUUUCAACAUUUCCAAUAUCAUGUGUACCUUUGAGAAAUUCUGAAUCUUUUCUCCAGCAAUAAAUUUGAUAUGAGAUUUUUAAAGGCUGCUUGCAGUGUGGUAAGGAUUAGUGGCAAGAAAUUUAAAGGAAUGAAUUACUAUUCCGUUUACUCUCUUUGUAUGGACAGGAAAACCAUCUGGUGUUGUCCAGUACAAUCAAGACAACUGUUAGGUGUUAAAAGUGUAUAAAUUCCAUGUUUUUAAAGGCCUUCAAAGACAGUUUGACCCAUUUAGCCUUACACAGCAAAUACAUAAGGUCAGUUCUCUUAAAUUUCCUAUCUGGCACUUUAAAACUUACAGCAAUUGCAAGUUUUGCAUCCUAGGAUUGUGCAUGUGUGCUUGUUCAUUCUAAUCAGAAUUGUUUAGGUUCCCGUCUAAGGCUGUAUCAUACCUGCAACUGAAGUAAUCAUUAAAAUUGUCAUUAUACUUGA
Molecule: messenger RNA, 3248 nt
Organism: Prinia subflava (tawny-flanked prinia)
Lineage: Eukaryota; Metazoa; Chordata; Aves; Passeriformes; Cisticolidae
Gene: PTCD2
Product: pentatricopeptide repeat domain 2
Biological process (GO): regulation of mRNA processing; multicellular organism development; mitochondrion organization
Cellular component (GO): mitochondrion
Molecular function (GO): RNA binding; protein binding
Source: RefSeq, a predicted model, not a curated record